This is a messenger RNA of Paramuricea clavata, 2653 nucleotides long. Lineage: Eukaryota; Metazoa; Cnidaria; Anthozoa; Malacalcyonacea; Plexauridae. The record is from the annotation of a GenBank genome assembly.
AUGCUGGAAUAUUGGGUAUAUAUAGAAAUGAAAGGAGUUGUAUUGAAGUUUUACAUUGCACCAGUAGUCAUCAUAGCAUUUCAGUGUCAUUGCAAAACGAUGGAAAAGAACCAACUGAAACGCAAGCGAAAGAGAACUAAACUCCGAUGUCUGGUUUGCCAGCAAACGUUUGAUGACGAUUAUCGAAAACAACAUAACAAAAAGUACCAUGCAAAUUUGCUAAAGGUGGGAACAUCUAUUGCGUACGAGACUGUUGGAGCGCCAGCGAACCCAUUCGUUUUUUCACAAAGACACAAAAAGGUGAGUGAUAAUUACCUCCGUUUAAAAAGAUAUGGCAAAUAUUCAUAUAUAAACGGAAUGCAGUUGUUCGCUAUUCGCAUCCGUCCUAGUAACAUAAAUCACAUAUCCAUGGUUCAUUAGGUGUCUACAGAAUCUGUGGUUACUGGUGUUUUGAAAGCUGGACCUUCUCAUGUAACUGAAGACAAUGAAGAGUCAAGUCAGAACACCCAAGGCCCAUCCCAUCUUACCAUCAGUGUAAACAGUGAAAAUCCAGAACUUGUUUGUACGGUUCAAGAAGAAGACGCGCAGCACGAAGAUGAAAAUACACCACAGCAUGGCAAUGAAGAAGUUGAAGAACAGAGAACGGUAAUUUAACAUUUUUGUUGCGUGUGUUUUAAUCAAAAAGGCUUCCUAAGCUAUAUAAAGGAGUUCAAUAGCAGUUAACCCAUAACAGUAAUUUCUUAUUGUUAAACUUUGCAGAUGCCCGAAAAUCAGGAAAUUGGAGAAAAAGAAAGUGAGGAACUUCAAAGUGAUCAGGACGAAUCAACAGAAUCGGAAACGUGGAUAUCCUGUGCAGGUCACCUUCAAUAUCUUAAGUCGCAACUACGUGUAAGCGAAGAAAUUGCCAAUGAAAUUGAACCCUCUGAAAAUGUCAAUGAAGAAUAUUUCUUGAUCAGAAUAAAAGAAUUCACGAAGCAGGUAAAAGAAUCCUCAAGCCAUCUCCUGAAGCUAUCAUCCAAGGUCCUGGAAAAACUCGAAAGUUCAAAGGAUAACUUGACGAGUCUAACGAGGACACCGCCUUGCCAUUGCUUGAUCCUGGAGAAAGAUCAACCAACCUGACAGAAAACCAGAAGAAGUAUCUUAUCAGAGUUGGACCACAUCAACCGAUCCUGCAACAAUAUCCAAGUACUACCAGGGUUACAAAUGAAAGUCACAAGCAUUCGCGCUUCAAUCCAGCAUGGUUUAAAGAAUAUCCUCACCUUGAGUACAGCCUGUCAAAGGACGCUGCUUUCUGUUUCGUUUGCUCUUUGUUUGGUAAUAGUCCUGGCACGGAAAAGGCAGACAACGCAUGGGUCAAAGAAGGCGUUCGAUCGUGGGACAAGUUUAAAAGUUGUGGUACAAAGAAACAAGGAAAACUCGCAAAGCAUUUUUCGUCCCAGGCCCACAAUAGUGCACUCCUUUCCUAUGCUCACUUCGCCAAAACAUCCGGACACAUUGAUGUCCUGUUGGAUAAAGCAAGGCGUUCCGCCCUCAUUCAAGAAGAAAAAGAUCUUCAGCAAAACAGGAGAGUAAUUGAGAUAUUGUUGGAUAUAACCAAAACCCUUGGACGUCAAGAGAUUGCAUUCCGUGGUCAUGGGAGUGACGAUGACGGAAACUUCAAGCAAAUUGUACAACUAGUGGCAAAGUACUGCCCAGAACUUAGACACUGGUUGAACACGUCCAGGAUGCGCCCAUAUCACGUCACGUACGUUUGGUGUCGCUGACUGAAGCCGUGGACAAGACUGGGGAAGUUGGAGCAACCGAGAUUAUUGGAUCUUUAACUAAACAAGGGUUGAAUCUGGACGAACUGUGCUUUCAAAGUUAUGAUUACACAGCAUCAAUGUCGGGUAGGUUUAACGGUGUGCAAAAAAACCUCCAGGACAAGCUCGGGAAAAGUGUUCCAUACAUCCCAUGUUUAGCACAUCGUUCGAACACGGUCAUAGAACACAGUUGCAAGGCAAGCCCAAUUAUCACAGACCUUUUCAACGUUUUGGAAGCGCUUUAUGUGUUUUAUACGGGUAGCACAAAACGCAUGUCUUCACUAGAAGACUCGAUUCAGUCCAUGAAAGUAGACGAUCCACUGAACCUAAGAAAUCUCUCCAGAACUCGAUGGACAGCUCGCGCUGAGUCCAUAAAGUCUGUGUGGAUCAGCUACGAAGCCAUGCUAGACAGCCUUUCCAACCUGGAACAGUCGGAUGACGGUACUGCUUCUGGUUUGCGUUCCAAGUUGCUGCGCUUUGAUUGUAUUGUGUCAAUUAUGUUUACGAAGAACAUUAUGUACAAGACCAAGCGAAUGACGGCGACACUUCAAAGUGAAGACCUCAACGUGAUCGAUGCCAUAACUAUCGUUCAAUCGACAGUAAAUAACCUACAAAACGUCAAUGACAACAUCGAUGGAAUGAAUAAAGAAAUUCAAGCGGCUGCAUCAUUUGCUGAGAAACAUGGUGUAGAUGUUGGUAGCGAUUUUCUACGAUAUCACCGUCAAAGAAAACCCUCAAGGCGAAUCGAUGACAACCCCAAUACAACUGCAAAUUUAAACGUGGAAUCAUUCUAUCGAAAAGAAUUUAAAGUCUUAAUAUAUAUUAAAAAUUACAUUGAAAUAUUAUUGAAGUGA